CACAGGGAGUGUCUGGCGAUGUAGUAUCGCGUUUGUAAUUAAACGCUCGCUUUUAUUUGUAGCAUUUUUAUUUCUACCUUUUGAAAACUUAAUUCUCCUCAACCAGUUUGAGGUUCAGUGUGUUUAAGUAAACAUCUCGUUUUCGAUUUUUGCAUUCAAAGUGAGCCUAGUGAAGUUUAUUGCAAGUUAAACGGGUUAACGAGGCGGCAUAGGUUAAGAAAUUGUCGACGGGGAGUGUCUCUUAAGAGCUGAAUCAGUUCUGAUCUCUUUCCAUAAUUGCAUUUAUUCUUUUAAACGACACUGUUAGUCAGAAUUAAUAGUGUGCUACUGUUGCUGAAACCCUAAAAUGCUUAGUGCAUAAAUACAAAAUGUCCAGAAUAAUGACUUGUUUAUUAAGUACUGUGGUGUUUUCACUCAUUCUUUUAUUCCCUGCACUUGCACAACAUGCCUUUUAUCAACAGACUUAUUAUAAGUGUCCCCAACAUUGGAAACAAUUUCAAGAUUCAUGCUAUCGUUUUGUCAAGAGCCCACUGAGACAACGAGAAGAUGCACGAAAAAACUGCCAAGCAUUUCAGAGUGAUUUGCUUUCUAUUCACUCACUGGAAGAGUACAGAUUUGUGCUCUACGAGUUGAUUUACCAAGAUCCACAACAUCGUAGAUGGCUCACAGGAGUGAGGCUCAUCAAUGGCAUAUGGAUAAAUGAGGCUGACGGUACAUCCAUGCAAAAUAUGGAUAAUGCUUUUCUACCUGAACCUAAUGACAAUGUAUUAGGAAGAGAAUACUUAGCAUAUUCCUACUCUAAUAGUCUUCAGCGUUGGGGAUUAGAGAAAGUCACCAAUAGAGAGGAGCUUUUAUACAUUUGUAAAGGAUCUAUUUCCAUUCUUUAUUAUUUGGUAGAUGAUGAUCGAUCUUUUCAAUAUGGUCACAAUAUUGAUAAUCCCCUUCAAAUACCUAGAGGACCAUACUUCAUAGUGCAACCCAAGAAGAGAGUGUUUGAUUCAUCAAGAAGAAAGACAAAUAAUGAUAUCUCAUUGAGCUGUCUGGCAGGUGGAUAUCCUACCCCGACCUAUGAAUGGUACAAAGAAGAAUAUUUAAAUGAUCGGCUUGUUUCAAUAAAAAUAGAUCCUAUUAAAAACAGCAAGUAUACUAUAAGUGGUGGAACAUUAAUCAUCUAUGAUCCAGCACAGAACAGAGAUCAUGGCAUGUAUCAUUGCAAAGCAAAGAACAAAUUUGGCACGAUUUUAUCUGAGAGUGUUGAGCUGUUAUUCGGAUACAUCCUAGAAUUUAAUUUGAAACGUUCUGAAGAACGCGGAGAUAUCCAUUGGGGUAAAACAAUUUAUUGCGAUCCACCACAACAUCAAUCGGAUGUAAAAUAUCUUUGGUCGCGCGAUUGGGUCUUUCCUAAUUUCGUCGAGGAAAGUAAACGUGUAUUUGUAUCGUAUGAUGGAGCACUCUACUUCUCUGCAUUGGAAAGCGUUGAUGAAGGAAACUAUUCAUGCAGUCUUCAAAACGUCGCGUCUAAUACUGGACGCAACGGACCAUUUUUCUCGUUAUGGGUGGACUCGAGCACUUCUUAUCAGCAGUUGAAGUUUCCCAACAAUUUUCCAAAGGCGUUUCCAGAAUCACCAAUAGCCGGCCGUGAAGUUAGAAUGGAAUGUAUCGCAUUUGGAUAUCCUGUUCCAUCGUACAAUUGGACGAGGAGAGACGCUCCCUUGCCACGCGAUGCACAAAUAACAAGUGGGAAUCGAGUGUUGAUACUACGACAAGUACAAGUGGAGGAUCAGGGCGAGUACAUUUGCCGAGCGUUCAACGAUCGACUGUCAAUACAGAACUCCGUGUAUUUAACUAUACGAGCAGAGCCUAAUUUCACCAUACCGUUGGUUGACAAGCAUAUGGAUAACAAGGCAGAUCUAACUUGGACCUGUGAAGCGUUUGGCAUACCAGACGUAACUUAUUACUGGUUAAGAAAUAGUGAAAUCUUGAACGAUACUUUACCGCACCAAGAUAGAGAUCGUUAUACUAUACAAGAUAACGUACUAAAUAUAAAACGUUUGGAUCCUGAAAGGGAUCAGGCUAUGUAUCAGUGCUGUGCAAGGAAUUCACUGAAGACGAGAUGCUCAUCAGCGCAGCUUAGAAUUUUAUCGUUGAAACCUUCUUUUAAAAAACGGCCUAUGGAAUCUGAGACAUAUGCAGCUGAAGGAGGAAAUGUCACAAUUGUAUGCAAACCAGAGGCCGCGCCUAGACCGAAAUUUAUUUGGAAGAAAGACGGAAAUGUGAUUGGAUCAGGCGGUAGACGAAGAAUUUUGGAUACUGGAAACCUUAUCAUCAGUCCGGUAUCACGAGACGAUGAGGGAACAUAUGUGUGCACAGCGUCGAACGAGUACGGCAGCGAUGAAAGUCGUGGACGACUCAUUGUAUUACGCGGAGCGGAAUUUAUCGAGAGAUUGCCGCCAAGGAUAGUCAUGUCUUACAAUGACAAUCAGACAUUACGCUGCUUGAGCCACACAGACGAAUUAUUAGAUGUGGCUUAUAUCUGGACACACAACGGCAUGUCUAUCCGUGAUGAAGACCUGAGAUAUAAUCCGCGAUGGAACAUCAAUAAUGAAUAUCUGGAUAUUAUAAACGCCACAUAUGCUGAAGCUGGCGAAUAUGAGUGCAUUUUGAAAAGCGCUGUUGGCGAAAUAUCGAGUAGAACGAAUUUGAUCAUAGAAGGACCACCGGGCCCGCCUGGUGGUAUACAGGUUUUCAACAUUGAAAGGAAUUCAGUUACAUUACGCUGGAUUGAUGGCGCCUUUAAUGGCAGAGAAAUAACUAAGUAUACAAUCAGCGGACGCACAAAUUACAAUCGCACGUGGUUUCCUAUUGCAGAAAAUAUUACGGCCUAUGAGGUGGAUAGAUACACCGGCCGAAAAGAAGCACGCAUGGAGAACGUUUUGAAUCCUUAUUCCACAUACGAGUUCCGCGUGCAGGCCUUUAACAUAUAUGGUUACGGCCCGCCAUCGACGUCCUCCCCUCAAUAUCGCACUUCGACCGACCGGCCUACGAAAGCACCGUCCAAUAUUGGCGGUGGCGGAGGAAAUAUCGGAGACCUAAUGAUUACAUGGAAUCCUCUCAGCCAGUCCGAUCAGAACGCUCCUGGAAUACAUUAUAGGGUAUUCUGGCGCCGCCAAGGACUCAACGAAUUCCAAACACAGACUCUGGAAAAGUUCGGGAAUACUGGCAGAUAUUCCACAACAGUGGGUCGUGAUAAUUAUUAUAUGAAAUAUGAAGUGAGAGUUCAGGCGAUCAAUGACAUAGGCGAGGGUCCUAUAUCGGAAAUAAAGGUUGUGUACAGUGCCGAAGACAUGCCGCAGGUCGCGCCGCAAUUAGUAUAUGCGAUGUCUUACAACAGCACUAGCUUGAAUGUUACUUGGGCACCGAUCGAGCAGACUCGCGAGCGAGUGCGAGGCAAACUUAUAGGCCACAGGAUCAAGUACUGGGUGAAAGAUCACAGUCGUGAAGAGGAUUCUACUUACUACUUAUCGCGCUCCACGCGUAAUUGGGCGCUGAUCGUUGGAUUGCAGCCGGAUACAUAUUAUUACGUAAAGGUAAUGGCCUUCAAUUCCGCCGGUGAAGGUCCGGAGAGUGAACGGUACAUAGAGAGAACUUACCGCAAGGCGCCGCAGAAACCACCGUCCUCGGUGAACGUGUAUGGUGUAAAUCCAUCGACGGUGCGAGUUACCUGGCGCUACGUACAACCGAGUAUGGAUGAGGAGCCGCUGAAGGGAUACAAAAUACGCAUAUGGGAAGUCGAUCAGGACAUGAGCACGGCGGAAGACACGAUCAUACCGGGUGGUUCUAAACUGGAGGCCGAUAUCAGUAACUUAGCCCCGGGCAAGAGAUACCAUAUGAGAGUGCUUGCGUUUAGCAAUGGCGGUGAUGGCCGGAUGUCAAGCCCUACUCAUACAUUCCAAAUGGGUGAUACCGCAGCUUUCAGAAGCAACGCCGAGAAUAAAAUUUUAGACGUUACUUUAUUGAUAACUUCCUUGUUGUUCUUGAGAGUUUUCGGCUUUAUAUAGUAUAAAAUAAUUUUUAAUAACUACGAUAGGCUAUAAUAACGAUUAUCAUUAAAUUUUGUACGAUUUUUUU
Molecule: messenger RNA, 4128 nt
Organism: Linepithema humile (Argentine ant)
Lineage: Eukaryota; Metazoa; Arthropoda; Insecta; Hymenoptera; Formicidae
Gene: Cont
Product: Contactin
Biological process (GO): axon guidance; cell-cell adhesion
Cellular component (GO): plasma membrane; axon
Molecular function (GO): protein binding
Source: RefSeq, a predicted model, not a curated record